CUAGAACCAGAAGUGAACGGACUAUUUGUGUUUUGUAACUAAGUGGUAGGACUAACAAUAAUAGUCCACAAACUCAAAACCUCACCCGAAAAAAACACAACAAUCACACGAAAGCAAUAAUUGGGGAAUAAAUCGUUAAGGAGACUCGGAUACCAUUGACUAUUGUAGUAAUAUAAGCAUUAAUAAUUAUUCAGGUAAAUUAGUGGGAAUUAAGUGGACUGUGGUGGAAUUUACUUUUAGUGAAUGAAUUUUAAGUCUAUGGCAUAGAAUAUAUCAUUGAAUUAACAAUGAGUAUAAAGAAUUAUUCACAGAAUGGGAGUCAGACGAAUCAGUCAUGGCAAACAGCACUGGGAGUACAACAACUGCCAUUACAAGUUCUGCAACUGCAACUGCAACUGCAACUGCAACAACAGAAUCAAAUGAAUAAUAAUUCGGGAGGAAUCAAUUCGGCUCCUGCAAAUACUUCAUCGUAUACUUUGCCGGGAGUUAUUAAUUAUCUAACUUCAGAAUUUACUAAUCUUGAACGAUUUAAAAUUAUGACUAAUUUAGAGAAAUCUGAAAUGAAAUAUAAGAUAGUACAACUUCAAGGAGAAUUGAAUGCUUUAAAGUUUGUCAAUGGUAAACAAAAAUCAAGAAUAGAACAAUUGGAGCAAGAAGUCAAAGCAUUGAAAGCAUCUAAUAAAGAUCAUAAUGGUAAUGGUAAUGGUAAUGGUAAUGGUAAUGGUAAUGGUAAUGAUAAUAAAUCUUCAGAAAUUUCCAAUGAAUCAAACAAACCAGCAUCAUCAUCUGUAAGUCUACCUCAAGUUGAUUUACGAUUGAUCAAAGACUCGCGUGAGCAUUUUACUAAGAGCAUGACUGAGAUUAUAAGAUUAUUUAAGAUACCCAAUAGUCAUAAUGGAUUGAAUUAUCUUGAUAUUCCUGAGUUAGAUGAUAAUUAUAAUGAAUUCGAAGUAUUAUUGGAUGAGACUGAUUCAAACAAGUCUGUAAAUAAGUCCAUUAAAGUACCUUCACAUAGAAAUAAGAGUUCAAUAACUGCAAAAUAUUUUGAUGGGAUUGAUAAUCAUACACCUCCUAUAAAAUUCAAUAAUAAAUCUAAUUCAAAUUCAAAUUCAAAUUCAAAUUCAAAUUCAAAUUCAAAGGCUCCAAAAUCAAAACUUCCUGAACCUGUUCAAGAUCAAAUUCCUAAGGAAUCUGAAGAUUCCAAACCUGUUAAUGAUGUAUACUUUAGAUCAUUGGAUCCCCAUACAAAACAAGAUUUUUCAGGAGAAAGUGAUGUAGAAACAGUAAUUUAUGAUGAUGAUCAUCCAAGUCAAUUUGAUUUACUGGCACUGUAUAAAUCUAUAUAUCAUGAUGAUUAUGAAAUUACAUAUCAAAAAUUAUUAGAUAAAAAGAAUGGAAUAUUACUUGAAAUAAUUGAUAAAUCCAAAUUAUCACGAAAAUAUGAAGUUAUUAUAAGUAAUACGAUUUAUGAUCGAAUAAUUGAUAUUUAUCAUGUAUUUAUUAAUCAACAAGAUUUAAUUAUUAUAGUUGAUAAUCAAGGGAUUAUAAUAUCAUAUGAUUUAAAUAGUAAAGAAGAAAAAAUUAUUUAUAAUUUAACAAAACAAGUUUCAGAAAUUCAUUCAUGUGAAUGGAUAGAAUUUGAGCAUAAAGCUACUACAAAUAGUAAGAGUUAUGGAUUAGCAUUACUUGGAUUAAGUUCAGGUAAUUCACCUCAAUUUAUUAUUAAAGUACUUCGAAUAAUUAUUGAUACAUCAACUAAUCAAUUAGAUUCCAAAACUAUUGGAAGUUUUAAUAAAAGUUUUAUUGCCUCUAAAUUAGGUAAUAAAGGAUCAGAUAUAACAUUUCAAGGAUGGUAUGUAUCUAAUUCAAAUAUUAGUAAUAAUACCAAAAUUCCUCAAUCUCCUAAAGUUAAAAAAAAUGAUAAUACUGUUAAAUGUGAUGAUCCAACAUUAGCACCUUAUCUUCUUACAUUUAAAAUGGACAAUAAGUUGAUAAAGUUAAAUCUUGUGCUGAAACAUAUUAGUCAAGAUGAUGAAGCCUAAGUGCGACUAGAAAGUAUGGAACAUACAGUACAUGAACAUGAACAUAAAUCAUACACAGCAUACACAACAGAUACUACAUCCAUAAAUAAUAUACACUAUAUGUAUUCAUAUAGUCAGACUUAA
Molecule: messenger RNA, 2165 nt
Organism: Scheffersomyces amazonensis
Lineage: Eukaryota; Fungi; Ascomycota; Pichiomycetes; Serinales; Debaryomycetaceae
Exons: 1
Coding region: 288-2042 (584 amino acids)
Source: RefSeq, a predicted model, not a curated record